AAAAUUAGUGGCUAUGUUAGAGGUUGGAGUAAGGUUAGUGGCUAUGUUAGAGGUUGGAGUAAGGAUAGGGUUAGUGGCUAUAUUAAAAGUUAUGUUAGAAUUAGUGGUUAUUUAGAAAUUAGUGUAGAGCUAAUAGCUAUAUUAUAG
This is a messenger RNA of Cetraspora pellucida, 147 nucleotides long. NCBI's taxonomy places the organism in Eukaryota, Fungi, Glomeromycota, Glomeromycetes, Diversisporales, Gigasporaceae. The record is from the annotation of a GenBank genome assembly.